This is a messenger RNA of Penicillium taxi, 633 nucleotides long. RefSeq lists its product as uncharacterized. Gene Ontology annotation, molecular function: protein binding; transcription coregulator activity. The record is from RefSeq and is a predicted model, not a curated record. Lineage: Eukaryota; Fungi; Ascomycota; Eurotiomycetes; Eurotiales; Aspergillaceae. Gene Ontology annotation, biological process: regulation of DNA-templated transcription. The transcript is spliced from 2 exons. The coding region runs from base 1 to 633 and encodes 210 amino acids. Gene Ontology annotation, cellular component: histone deacetylase complex.
AUGGCCCCUCCACGUCAACGCACCGCCGCCGUAGCGGACGACUCUCGCUCUGAAGCUUCCAGCGGCACACGCGAGUACAGAACAACCGCAACAAAAGGCCGUAAGGCUGCCGUGAAGGAAAAACCUCCUGUGACCUCUGCUCCCAUCCAAGAACAACCAGAGGACCAACCAAGAGUCCCUUGGUCUGAUCUUCCCCUCGAAAUCCUCCACGCCUACCGCCACGUCCACAAACUCCACACCCCGAGCGCCUUUUCAAACGAUUACUCCAGAAUAGUCCUAACACAAGGCAUCGGCCUCCGCUCUCCCACAGCUCUAGCUGCUCGCCGUGCCCAAUCCUCUCAGUCACAUUCACAUUCCAAUGUCCACCCGGCCAGUCGCACCCGCCACACAACGACCUCGCACGCUGACAGCGGCAGUAGCAGCGGUAGCGGCAAUAGCAACGCGAGCGAGCAUGGCACCUCUCUACACCGGAUAAACGGCCAAGACCGCGUGAGCAAAGACAAGUUCUCGCUCGUAGUGCGCAAGCACUUUAAUAGCGCGGGCUUGUCGGAGCAAGAGAGUAUUGCCCGGUUUCUGUAUACCGUUCGUGAAGAGCGGCGAGGUCAUCAAUUUAGGUUACGGUUUCAGCCGUAG